Molecule: messenger RNA, 959 nt
Organism: Pungitius pungitius (ninespine stickleback)
Lineage: Eukaryota; Metazoa; Chordata; Actinopteri; Perciformes; Gasterosteidae
Gene: pvalb7
Product: parvalbumin 7
Exons: 5
Coding region: 144-470 (108 amino acids)
Cellular component (GO): cytoplasm
Molecular function (GO): calcium ion binding
Source: RefSeq, a predicted model, not a curated record
CAGAGGAACCAGAGGAUCCAGAGAAACCAGAGAGGGACCAGAGGAACCAGAGGAUCCAGAGGAACCAGAGAGGAACCAGAGAGGAACCAGAGAGGAACCAGAGGAACCAGAGAGGAGGGAGACGUACACACCGAGCUGACAAAAUGUUGAUGACGGAUCUGUUGAAGGCCGAGGAGAUCAAGAAAGCUCUUGAAGUCUUUGCAGGAGAAACCUUCGAUCCAAAGAAGUUCUUUGAGCUGGUGGGGAUGAAGGCCAUGACGGCCGAGGACGUGAAGAAGGUCUUCAAGGUCCUGGACGUGGACGGCAGCGGCUUCAUUGAGGAGGAGGAGCUUAAGUUCCUGCUGAAGAGCUUCUCCCAGGAGGGACGAGACCUGACAGACUCGGAGACGUCGGCGUUCCUCAAAGCCGCCGACAAGGACGGAGACGGGAGGAUCGGCAUCGACGAGUUUGAGGUCUUGGUUCAUGAGUAGGGGAUGUCUGAACAGCCCCCUUUCUCCUCCUCCUCCACCUCCUCCUCCUCCCUGCAUUCAUAUUCUGCAAACCUCCACCUUCGGACUCCACCCGGCUUCCUGUGGACCCUCCGGAGGAGUCGGACCAGCUCUCUGAACCUGCAGUUCAGUUUUAUAAAUAAAAUGCAUAUCUAGUGGACGCUGUCCGGGUGGUGCUGUGGUGACGUAGGUGGUGUGUAGAUGUUUUGUCCCAUUGGUUUUAACUUCUAGAUGUUCACAUAUUGUUGCACUUUCCUCCACUCCUCCUCACCUCCUCACCUCCUCUCCUCGUCUCCUCGCCCACACGCCUUGCCUCUGAUAAGAUGAUGUAAUAAAUACAGGAUACAUACAGUAUAUGGAUAUAUAUUUACACAUAUAUAUAUAUAUAUAUGUGUGUACCGUAUGUGUGUAUGUGUGGAGGGAGAAGAGCUCUGAGAAAGAAAAGAUAAUAAAAGAAUGCUCGAGUAAUAA